AUGGACUUCCACAGCCAGCUUCCCGACCGGGACCCACGUCCAACCCUUCAAGUCAUCACCGCUUAUCCUCCCCAGUCACAAAUAUCAAACUACUCCUACCCCUUGUCAGGAACAUCGCCGGGCCGCGAGUCUGUUGGGUCCGACAUCUCAUCUGUGCCGAGCAUGAUCGAAGACCAUGGCUCUGACAUCUCUACCGAAGAUGAAUACCAGUACCACCACACUUCCAGGUCUGGGGGGCUAUGGAACUGUUUUUGGAACAACACCCAAGGACAAGAGAAGGAUCUCCAGACGACAAACACUCCAGCACGGCCCAUCAGCCAUCAUGCUGGGACCAGCACAGCCGACAGCACACCAGAGAGGAAGAAGACCAUCAGACCGAUUCUGGCAUCAUUACGGCCGGAUAGCGGCUUCGCCCAGGGUGAUAAUAACCAAUGGCCUCUGACUCCUCCAUAUACCAGUCACAGUCACCACCAGGUGCCUCGGACAUUCAACAAGCCCCCUCCCGCCUCGACUUACUCACUCUUCCCGCCAACGCCGCCGUCUGACACUCAAUAUUCUUCUUCGGUGCCACCACCACCUCGGAGAUCAUCUUUGGCCCGGCCAUGGACCUCGGACACCUUGCGACUGUCGGAGCAAACCCCACCACAGAAGCAGCGACCUCCAGUAGGAGUGAUGUGCAGCAGGAGGUCGAGCAUCGGUAGGAAAAGGAAACUGGGGGGCGAGCCGCUGCCUGUGGUGACCACCAUCUGUUCACCUAGCCCCAGGUCGCUGACGACAACAUCGACAACAACCGCAAGCCUGGUCUUCCGAGCAAGGCCAUCUAUCAUCCCUGUCCCCUCUUCCACAAGCAAUUUAUCACACCAUCAGAUGGCUUCUGCCCCCUACCACGCAGAGUCUUCUUCUUAUCUUCAACCGUACCUCACCCCAACCGAGUUCCGUCGCCCAUCACUCACCAAUCUGCGUCAUAACUCCCGCGGUCCGGUCUUUCCCAGGCCCCCUAGCAGCAGCAGGGUGUACCAACAGCAACAACCAGAACAGACAAGGGCAUCUCAGCAACAGCAAAAAAAGCUAGAAGAGCGCCUACUACCGCCCCUCCCGCUCAACCAACGACCACAACGACCUCCUCGAUCAUCACCCCCUCACCAGUAG
This is a messenger RNA of Sordaria macrospora k-hell, 1149 nucleotides long. RefSeq lists its product as uncharacterized. The record is from RefSeq and is a predicted model, not a curated record. NCBI's taxonomy places the organism in Eukaryota, Fungi, Ascomycota, Sordariomycetes, Sordariales, Sordariaceae.